AUGGGCGUGACCAUGUCUUCCUCCAUGGUCGCCGGCGGCGGCGACGAAGAGAUGGAUGGGUUCGUUGCCGGGUUGCGUCCCGCCGGCCACUUACACACCUCCACCGCAGGGAUUGGCGGCUCGUUGCUUCUUUGUCGGCGGUGCGGCGGAGGCAGGAUUGGUGACGAUGAUCGCGCCAACAAAGGCCGCGAUGGGGUGGGCGGCUACAGCGGAGGAGGCGGCGGGGUCGGCCAAGGCCUGAACAACAGUGGAGCUGUUCAGUCCAGACGCUAUUCUUUCCUAACAUCAGUAGCUACAAUUGACAACCAAUGA
Triticum turgidum subsp. durum (durum wheat) is the source of this 312-nucleotide messenger RNA. The record is from the annotation of a GenBank genome assembly. Lineage: Eukaryota; Viridiplantae; Streptophyta; Magnoliopsida; Poales; Poaceae.